UCCAAGUAUAUACUGUAUAUAAAUACAUGCAAUUAUGUAUCCAAAAAACUAUAUGUUAUAAAUAAACAAAAUAAAGGGUCGUAAUCGUAUUUGACUUUAUCAACAGAGACUUGUCUUCUUUAAAUAUUCAAAUUCGACGUUCCUCUCUCUUUUGUGUUUUUAAUUUUUAUAACUUACCUCUCUGUCUCUUCGUUGGAAGGAAACUCGGAAGCUUCGAAUAUGGCGAUGACUUGUACGGAAGAUGAUGAUGAACUUACCCUUUUGCUCUCUCAUCAUCUCAAUCAACAAGUAGACGAAGAAGAAGAUGACCACGAAGAUGAAGAAGAAGCUUUGUCUCUGUGUGAUUUGCCUGUGAAUUCACCCAACGAGAACAGCGAACUACGAACGAUCGUUAAAGAAGAUGAGGAAUUCGAAUUUGGAAUCGGGUCGUCGUUUCGAGCCGGGUCGGAUUCUUGCGAACCACCGGCUCCGGAGAUGAGUACUGCUGACGAAUUGUUCUUCAAAGGCCGGAUUCUCCCCUUACGCCACUCCGUCAGUUUAGACGCCGGGAUACUCCCCGAGCCAACCCGGUUAAUCACGAGAUCCGAAUCGGUUGAAUUCAGACGAACCGGGAUUAAAUCGGACCGGAAACUCAAAAACAACUUCAUCGACUACAGUCAACCGAGUCCGCAGCCACAGAUUCGAAGAUCAUCGAGCAUGACGGCUCGUGUAAACUCCAUCAGAAACCCUAAAUCAUCCUCGAUCUGGGAUUUCCUCAGGUUAGGACUCGUCCGUACCCCGGAGAUCGAGCUCCGAGCCAACGCCGGUAACGGGAAAUUGUCAGUGAGCCGAAACAGCAGCUGCAGUAGCACGAGCACGAGCUCGAAUUCCAAGAAAACGGGAGAGUCGAGAUCGAGGAACCGGAGGAGAAGCUUUUUGUUCUCGGAUUGUAAAUGUUCGGCGGCGACGGAGACGAUAACUGUACCGGUGAAAAUGAAAGUGGAGACGGAGGAGAAACAGAGGAAGAUGGAGAAGAAGACGGCGAAGAAAGAGGAGAAAACAGCGAUUGCGAGGAAGAGAACUUUUGAGUGGUUAAAAGAAUUGUCACAGGUUGGUUUCGCCGUCGAUCAUGGAAGACGGAGCUUGGUCUGAUUCUUUUCUUUCUUUUUUUCUUCAAAAAGUAUUUUCAAAUUUUUGUAUUUUCUAUUUUUAAUCGUUUUCGUAC
Messenger RNA from Capsella rubella, 1204 nucleotides. RefSeq lists its product as uncharacterized. The record is from RefSeq and is a predicted model, not a curated record. The coding region runs from base 220 to 1131 and encodes 303 amino acids. The transcript has a single exon. Lineage: Eukaryota; Viridiplantae; Streptophyta; Magnoliopsida; Brassicales; Brassicaceae.